AUUAUUCAAUUUUCAUUCCCCUACGUCGUGUUUCAUCAAUACAAACCUAAUAAUUAUUUUGAAGUUGGUUCAGUUCAUUCUUAAGCUUAGUUUGAAGUAAAACAAUAUCCAAUUAUUUUCUCAGGAUGGUUACAAGUUGUGUUAACAUAUUGCAAUCUUGCUUCUGCAUGUUUUUCACACACCACAAAUCAUGGAACUCUCCAAUGUUGAAAAUGAAAACCCUAAAUCCAAUCCCAAAUUUCAAUUCUUUAAUCUGCCACUCUUCAACAACUUCACAACAAAACCACCAAUUCACAGUUUCAUAUCUCGUUUCAAAUUUCGGCUUCUCAUUAGAAACCGCUACAAAGGCUUCCAAACUCGUUCAUUUCAAGGCUUCCCAAAACCCUGAUUCAGUAAUCACCAUCUUCAGAAACUUCGGUUUCUCAGAUUCUGAUAUAAACGACAUCGUUAGUAAAGCGCCCAACAUUCUUACAUGUGACCCCCACAAAAGGAUUUUGCCAAAGUUUCAAUUUUUACUCUCAAAAGGUGCUUCAAAUUCUGAUAUAGUGGAGAUUGUGGUCAGAAGCCCUAGAAUUCUCUAUUCAAGUCUUGAGAAUUGCAUAAUCCCUACUUUUGAAUUGGUAAGAAGGUUCCUUCCAUCUAAUGACAAAGUUAUUCAACAUGUACUUAAAUGUAGAUGUUUCUUUGGUCAUAAUCAUGUUAUUAAUAAUGUGAAUUUGUUGCUUGAUGAUGGAGUCACUGACAAAAAUUUAAGAUAUUUGUUACUUAAAACACCGUCUAUAUUUUUGAUUCGUGACAUGAGGAGUGCUCUGGAUAUGGUUAAGAAAAUGGGAUUUAAUGAUCCUUCCAAAGUCAAUUUUUGUAUAGCAUUGUUAGCCAAAAGGGCUAUGCCGAAAUCUCGGUGGGAUGCUAAAGUUACUGUCUUUAAGAGAUGGGGUUGGUCUGAUGAAAUGGUUCUCGAAGCGUUUAGGAAGAGACCUUUGUGUAUGCUAUCGUCGAAAGAGAAAAUUAAUGAUGUCAUGAGAUUUUGGGUGAAUGAGUUGGGUUGGAACUCUUCGGCUCUUGUCAAAAGGGCGGAUAUUUUUUCGUAUAGUUUGGAGAAUAGGACCAUUCCGAGGGCUUGUGUUGUUUCAUAUCUGAUCUCGAAAGGUUUGAUAGAAAAUAAUGUUGAAUUGUCUACCCCUUUUGCUGUUAAUGAAGAGGUGUUUCUUGAAAAGUAUGUGCAAAGUUUUAAAGAGGAAAGACAUAAUUUGUUAAAGCUAUACCUGGAGAAAAUGGACGGUAAGAAAAUCAAGGAAAAUGGUGAAGCGUCUGGAAGCUAUUGAAUGGUUAACUUGUAAUCGCAAGUUUUGUGUAAUGCAGCAUCCUAAGUAGCAAUUGACUGAAGUGUAUUCUUCAAUUCCUGUUACAGUUGUGAUCAUGUGAUGUAUAUCAACUAUUUGAUGCUUUCUAAACGUUUGAAGCAUGGGUACAGAUUCUUUAAUAUCCAAUGCUUAUCUGUCUGUAACCUAGCUGAAUGUCCGUGCUGUUCUGGCUGCCUUUGCUAGAAAUGUUCAGUAACCAUUAACCAUUCUUUUCAAGGGAUUUUGGGCCUUCAGCUUAGAAAUAAAGGAGAUUUGGCAAAGAUGUCGAAGACCAUUAGAGCUUUAUGGAAUUUGAAAUAUAAGAGUGUUCAUAUUUCACUUAUUCCUUGCUGCUUGAAUGUUAAGCAAAGACAGACAAAGCUGGAAUGACUUCAAUGUUGAUUUUUGUAGAUUUAGAUGUUUAUCUGGGAUGACUGCAGUUUUUUUUUAUGGAAUCCUUUGUUGUAGUCCAUAUGUUCAGAUAAGGAUCGGUAGCUUACUUCCUGAUUC
This is a messenger RNA of Vicia villosa (hairy vetch), 1853 nucleotides long. RefSeq lists its product as uncharacterized. The record is from RefSeq and is a predicted model, not a curated record. Gene Ontology annotation, cellular component: chloroplast. The coding region runs from base 126 to 1325 and encodes 399 amino acids. The transcript has a single exon. Gene Ontology annotation, molecular function: double-stranded DNA binding. Gene Ontology annotation, biological process: chloroplast organization; regulation of DNA-templated transcription. NCBI's taxonomy places the organism in Eukaryota, Viridiplantae, Streptophyta, Magnoliopsida, Fabales, Fabaceae.